CCCCGUAUUAAACGCCCCUCGCUCCUCGCUCCACGCCCACCACACCGCAGCACGCACGCACCGCGCGCCUCCUGCCCGCCUCCGUCCUGUGAUCCCGCCGCCGCCGCCGAGCCAACCUUCUCCUGCUCGGAGCCCACCACCUCGUCCUGGAGCGCGGAGUCAUGGGCACGGUUGUGGAUGCUCCUGCAGCUGUGACUCAGAAGGAGGAGGUUGCUGAGAACAUGUUGGGUAACAAGAAAGUUACAGUUGUAUUUGUCCUGGGUGGUCCUGGGAGUGGAAAGGGCACACAGUGUUCCAACAUUGUUGAACAUUUUGGAUUCACCCAUCUUAGUGCUGGAGACCUUUUGCGUGCAGAGAUCAAGUCUGGCUCUGAGAACGGAACUAUGAUUGAGAACAUGAUAAAGGAGGGAAAGAUUGUUCCAUCGGAGGUAACUAUAAAGCUCUUGCAGCAAGCCAUGAUAAACAAUGAGAAUGAUAAGUUCCUAAUCGAUGGGUUUCCAAGGAAUGAAGAGAAUCGUGCUGCAUUCGAGAAUGUUACAAAAAUUUCCCCUGCAUUUGUGCUAUUCUUCAAUUGUUCUGAGGAAGAAAUGGAAAGGCGGCUUUUGGGGCGCAAUGAGGGAAGAGUUGAUGACAACAUAGAGACUAUCAGGAAAAGAUUCAAAGUUUUUGUUGAGUCUAGUUUGCCUGUAAUUGAGUACUAUGACGCGAAGGAGAAGGUUAAAAAGAUUGAUGCUGCAAAGCCAAUUCCUGAGGUGUUUGAAGAUGUUAAAGCCAUUUUUGCCCCAUAUGCCAAGGCUGCGUAGAACAGUGUAAAGGACCAAAAAGGUUAUAAGGGAAUGAUUUCAUGAAAGGUUUUGCUCAAGUGUGACUACAUAUCUGUGAUUACAAACCCUUAAUAUAGAUCAGAAUUAUCAGUAGGCAAUUCGAUUUGUUACAAGCAAUAAGUAGAUCCAAUUCCGCUGUUCUCGCUAGAGUUUUUUAUUUACCAUUGUUGGAUUGUACUUGUAUUGUACUACCAUUGUGUAAUUUACUGCAUGGAUGAAUCAAGACCUUGUACCAGCUAUCUGGUUAUAUUACAUACAGUCAAACUGCUUUCACAUUAUUUGUAAGCGAUCGGUUAUUCUUGUCAAAGAAGCACAGUUCUACUUA
Brachypodium distachyon (stiff brome) is the source of this 1149-nucleotide messenger RNA. Its product is annotated as UMP-CMP kinase 3. Gene Ontology annotation, molecular function: ATP binding; UMP kinase activity. The transcript is spliced from 10 exons. Lineage: Eukaryota; Viridiplantae; Streptophyta; Magnoliopsida; Poales; Poaceae. Gene Ontology annotation, biological process: UDP biosynthetic process; CDP biosynthetic process; 'de novo' pyrimidine nucleobase biosynthetic process. Gene Ontology annotation, cellular component: cytoplasm; nucleus. Bases 162 to 803 code for a protein of 213 amino acids. The record is from RefSeq and is a predicted model, not a curated record.